CAAAGCCCAGCUUCUGCCGUCUCAACACGGCCACGAACCCAUCUCGAAACUGCCCCCAAUCCAACUCCAGCGCCUCCCAGCCCUCGCCGCCAUGGCGACCACCGACGACGCCACCGCCACCGGCGAGGUCCGGCGCCUCCUCGAGCAUCUCGACUCCCAGCAGCAACUGCUGGCCACCUGCCACGACGCCUGGUCGCGCACGCUCGCGCACUUCGCCUCGCUCGACCAGGACGUCGCCUCCCGCUCCGCCUCCGUGGACGAGGCCCUGGCCGCCGCCGACGCGUCCACCUCCGAAUCCCUCGCGGCGCUCGAGGCACGCGAGGCCUCCGUACCCGUGCGCCUCGCCGAGGCCUCCGACGCGCUCUCGGCCGCCCUCGCCGAGGCCGAGGCCGAAUCCGCCGCGCCGCCGCCCGCCGACAUCCGUGGCGCCCUCAGGUGGAUAUGCCGCCGCAUGGACGCUGCCGCGCUCUGGCGCUUUAUGGCCGCGCGCCGCAGGGAGCUCGCCGCCGUUCGUAAGGAGAUCGGCCCCACCGUGGCGGCGUCCGUGGACCCACCCCGCCUCGUCCUCGAUGUGCUCAGCGAUUUCCUGGAGGCCGGCGAAGGCGCCGGUGAAGACCAGUGCUGGGUGCUCGGCAUGCUGCUGCGCUCGUUGUUUGGUUCAGAUGGGCGGAAGCCGCCGGAGAUAGGAGAUACGUUGGUUGAGAGGGCGUCUGUGGUUGCAAAGAACUGGUCUGAGCGGUUUGGGAUCAAGAGAGACUCGCCAGCUCCCAUCAAUGAGGAGGUGGAGAUGACAGAAGCUGACGAUGUUGAUAAUGCAGCGGUGCCAGAUAAGAAAGUAGAGCAGGCAGAUGCAAAAGAGGAGGAGGAAGAGGAGGAGGUGGAUGAGGUGGAGGUGGAGGAGGAGGAGGAGGAAGAAGAGGAAGAAGAGGAAGAGGAAGAAGAAGAGGAAGAUCAGGAGGAGCUGGUGGCUGCAUCAGGUGAUGAGGAGGAAGAGAACCCGGAGGAAGUAGACAAUGAAACACAGGAGGACCCAGAGGAAGCGGGGAUGGAAGCACUGAAGGAGAAGAAGGGAGAAGAGGUAAAGGUGGAGGUUCCUGCUGAUGAGAAGAUAGCUGAAGAAGCAGGGAAGAGCGAAGUUAAGGAAGAAACAAAGGCAACGGGGGAAGUUGACAAGGAAGGGGAGAAGGGUGCACUGGGGCAAGUAGAAGCACAUUUAUUCCUGCAGAUGGUUGCGGCAUUUGGACUGAAAGACAAGUUUGAUGGAGAGUUCUUGAAGAGCCUGUUUGUUGCUAACCGUCGAAGGAAGGAACUUGCGAGGUUUGCCUUUAUCCUCGGGUUUGAGGAGACCGUCGCAGAUGUUGUUCAGGAAUUGGUUACUUCAGGAAAUGUAAUCGAGGCUAUAUAUAUUGCUCAUGAGGCAUGUUUGCUUGAGCGAUUUCCUCCUGCACCUCUUCUUAACUCUUAUAUAAAGGACUCAACUGAGAAGGCCCAGGCCAUUCUGAGUAGUGGAAGACGCUCCAGUUCUGCUGUUGAGGAGUCUAAGACCUUGGAGUGCAACGCCUGCAAGGCUGUCAUCAGGUGUGUCGAGUCCUGCCAGCUAGUAUCGGUAUUUAACAUCGAUCACUUAAAAAAGAAGGCGGCGAGGAUGGAUAGAGAGAAGGCUGACCGGAAGAGGCUAGGCAGCGGAAACAGAUUCCAGAACAAGCGAGCACGGGGAGCAGCCGGACCUCAGUCCUUCCCUGCUUCCAAGUCCGCAAGGGCAUCAGGCUCAGGCUCAGGCUACGGGCCAUCAUUCCAGAACCCAGUGUCCCGUUCCUUUGGUUACGCGGCUCGUGCUGGGUACGUGAACCCGGCUGCUGCUGCUCAGCCCUACUAUGCGCCGGGGAGCAUGGCAGCGCGGCGUGGCGGCGUGCUGUAUGGCGGGCCUGGAGCAGCAUUUGGGGCGCAGCAGCCGUACCACCGUUAAGGCCAGCCAUAGCAGUUGAUGUUGCUGGACCAAUUGCUGUUUCUUGCUGAUUUGUACCACCUUGCGUUGUAGUAACGUUUAUCCUUGCCGUGUAACCCUUGGUCGACUGGAUGCGAUUUGAAGAGAUUCAGUCUUAGUACAUGCUGCUGCUUUCUUUUUGGUUGGCUCUGUAUGCGAGACACCGUUUGUCUGAAUGAAACUGUAUGCUGAAUGUUGUAGAGAUUGAGCGCCAUUGACACUAUUCAAACCUGGAUAUGUCUUUUUA
Molecule: messenger RNA, 2231 nt
Organism: Aegilops tauschii subsp. strangulata
Lineage: Eukaryota; Viridiplantae; Streptophyta; Magnoliopsida; Poales; Poaceae
Product: FRIGIDA-like protein 4b
Source: RefSeq, a predicted model, not a curated record